AUGUGCGUUGAAGAUAGCCGUUUCUAUUCGGUCCCGUGUUUGGACAAGAGCCCUAGCAAAUAUGAGGAUAAUUACUGUGAACUGAAUGAUUUCUACAAAAAGAUUGCUACCGAAGAGCUUCGUGAAACCGAUGAGGUUCGAACCCAGAGCCUGGAGCAGAUGCGCGAAUUUAUCGCCAAACAUCCCCACAUCAAAAAGUGUCGUACUGAUACGCAAUUUUUGCUGCGAUUCCUGCGUCAGAAGAAGUACAUUUUGAACAACGCUACUGAAACGCUGGAGCGUUUCCUGGCAAUCCGGGCCCUUCACUCGGAAUGGUUCUGCAAGCUGGACAUCGAAGACCCAGAGCUUAGCGCCUUGGCCGAUACCGGAUAUCUGUUCCCGUUGCCAGAGCGAGAUGCCCAGGGACGUACUGUGAUCUUCAACGAAACUGGCCAGCUGGACCCGACCAAAUUCAAGGCCACCCAUGUGACCCGUAUCCAUGCCUUGAUCAACGAGCUGUUCUUCGACAGGCCGGAAGUUCAGUGUGCCGGAUUCGUGGUCGUGUACGACCUUUCCGGUAUGACCAUGUCCCACCUCAGCAUGGCCACGUUGAACGAAAUCCGCGUCAUGGCCGGCUAUCUGAACAAGGCCGUUCCCGUGAGGUAUCGGGAGUUCCACUUCGUCGGAACCCCUGGCGCCACAAUGACCGUCGUCAACAUGGUUCUGAACAUGCUCAGCGAGAAGCUGCGACAGCGUGUCUUCUGCCACCGUAGCUGGGACGAGCUGUACACCAAGGUGGACAAAAAUCUCCUGCCCAAGGAAUUCGGUGGAAAAACCCCGAAGGCCGAGUGCAUUGAGCAGUUCAAGCAGCAGUGUUCCAAGGCUCGUGCUCGGCUGUUGACCUAUGAUGAAACCGAAAUGGAAGUCACCAAGGAUUCCAAGUACUGGCAGGAAUCGACCGAUGCCGAACUGGAGAGUGGAGCGAUCGGGAGCUUCCGGAAGUUGACCGUUGAUUAG
This is a messenger RNA of Uranotaenia lowii, 996 nucleotides long. RefSeq names its product retinaldehyde-binding protein 1-like. The coding region runs from base 1 to 996 and encodes 331 amino acids. Gene Ontology annotation, molecular function: phosphatidylinositol bisphosphate binding. Gene Ontology annotation, cellular component: membrane. The record is from RefSeq and is a predicted model, not a curated record. Lineage: Eukaryota; Metazoa; Arthropoda; Insecta; Diptera; Culicidae. The transcript has 2 exons.